ACCCCGAGGGAAAAAAACAGAACAAGGUUGAUGAAUAUCAGAUAGGUGUUCACAAAAUCUUAACAAUUAUUUGCUUCUUCUCUCUGUUUCAGUCAUGAACGUUGUUGGGAAAAAUGAGUCAGACCCAGAGACUAUGGAGAAAAAUGAGGAGGCAGAGAUUAAAUACAGAGGGUGGAAAGUGAUGCCCUUUAUCAUUGGGAAUGAAACUUUUGAGAAGCUGGGAACCAUUGGUACCUUAGCCAAUCUCUUAGUCUAUCUCACAACUGUUUUCAAUUUGGACAGUAUCACUGCAACAAAUAUUAUCAACAUCUUCAACGGCAGUGCCAGUUUAUCCACUUUGAUUGGGGCUUUUCUCUGUGACACCUAUUUUGGCCGCUACAAGACACUCGGAUUCUGCACAAUUGCUUCCUUUCUGGGGCUACUUAUUAUUCAGCUAACAGCAUGGAUUAAGGAAAUGCAUCCACCUCAGUGUGGAAGAGAUAGCAGCAUAUGCAAAGGUCCAAACACAGGCCAAAUGGCAUUUCUGCUGUCUGCAUUUGCAUUUCUGAUUGUGGGAGCUGCAGGGAUCAGACCUUGUAACUUGGCAUUUGGAGUUGAUCAGUUCAACCCCAAUACUGAGUCAGGAAAAAAGGGAAUAAACAGCUUCUUCAAUUGGUACUUCUUUACCUUCACAUUUGCUCAGAUGGUAUCUCUAUCACUCAUUGUGUACGUACAAGCAAACGUAAGUUGGGCUCUGGGUCUGGGAAUUCCUGCAGCUUUGAUGCUCAUCUCUUGCACACUCUACUAUAUGGGAAGCAGAUAUUAUGUCAAAGUUAAAACAAGUGGUCCAGCUCCACUAACAACCAUAGUUCAAGCUAUAGUUGUGGCUGCAAAGAAAAGAAGACUCAAUCUAUCACAGUAUCCAUUGGUUUCCCUCUUUGACUAUGUUUCUCCUCACUCUAUGAACUCCAAGCUUCCUCACACUUCUCAGUUCAGGUUCCUUGACAAAGCUGCUAUCAUAACCCCAGAAGAUGGUAUAAACCCUGACGGGUCUGCUUCUGAUCCUUGGAAUCUCUGCAGCAUGCAGCAAGUGGAAGAGUUGAAAUGUUUGAUAAGAGUGAUGCCCAUUUGGGUUGCAGGAGUUUUCUUCUACGUUGCCAUUGUCCAACAGAACACAAUGUUGGUGUUCCAGGCCCUUCAAGCUGAUAGACGCGUUCUCAACAGCAACUUCAAGAUCCCAGCAGCUUCCUACACUAUCUUCCAGAUGCUGACCCUCACCCUCUGGUUACCCAUCUAUGACCGAAUUAUCGUGCCUUCACUCCAAAGGUUGACAAAAAAAGAGGGUGGCAUCACUGUUCUUCAAAGGAUGGGCAUUGGAAUGUUUCUCUCUGCAUUAUGUGUAUUUGUGUCUGGUGUGGUGGAAGAGAGGAGAAGGACUAUGGCUUUGAGCAACCCUAUUGGAAGAGAGCCAAGAAAAGGUGACAUUUCUUCAAUGCCAGCUCUGUGGUUUAUUCCUCAGUUAGCACUGGCAGGACUGUCUGAUGCAUUUACCCUUGUGGGGCAAGUUGAAUUUUUCUACAAACAGUUUCCUGAGAACAUGAAAAGCAUUGCAGCGUCUCUUUUCUUCUGUGGUCUUGCAGGAUCGAGUUAUUUGAGUAGUUUGCUGAUUUCUAUCAUCCAUAAGGUGACAGCUAAAUCUGCAACUGGGAAUUGGUUACCUCAGGAUCUGAACAAGGGAAGAUUGGAUUAUUUUUAUUACGUUAUAACAGCUCUUCAAGUCUUCAAUUUUGGUUACUUUAUACUGUGUGCCAAGUGGUAUAAAUACAAAGGGACUGCUACUAGCAGCGCUAGUGAUCUUCAGCUAGAUCAACUAUCCAAACCAUCUCAAAAGACUCUUAACACUGUCUAAGGGUUUUCUCUUCAUUCUGUACUUUCUGAAUACGUAUCAGAAAAACCUUAUCAAUUCAGAAUCAUAGUCUCUCGUGCAAAGUUCAUGUCAUCUGUAAUUGGAAAAAUGGUUCAUAAUGUUUCUUUGCCAAGAGAAUAAGGCAGCCUUUCUUUUA
This is a messenger RNA of Vigna angularis (adzuki bean), 2042 nucleotides long. Its product is annotated as protein NRT1/ PTR FAMILY 2.11. Gene Ontology annotation, molecular function: transmembrane transporter activity. NCBI's taxonomy places the organism in Eukaryota, Viridiplantae, Streptophyta, Magnoliopsida, Fabales, Fabaceae. Gene Ontology annotation, biological process: transmembrane transport. The coding region runs from base 95 to 1888 and encodes 597 amino acids. The record is from RefSeq and is a predicted model, not a curated record. The transcript is spliced from 4 exons. Gene Ontology annotation, cellular component: plasma membrane.